Molecule: messenger RNA, 1908 nt
Organism: Coffea arabica (coffee)
Lineage: Eukaryota; Viridiplantae; Streptophyta; Magnoliopsida; Gentianales; Rubiaceae
Source: RefSeq, a predicted model, not a curated record
AUGCCUGAGUUGAUUGACAAGGCAUCCAAGAUCGAGAGGAGACUUAAGAGGAGGGGUAACCCUCGUAACCCUAACUUCUCGGCCACGCCUGUGUGGAGGGGCAAUCCGACCUUCGAGCGGGAACGGCCUAGUCCAGGGGUGUCCAAAUUUACUCCUAAGACCGAGCCACCCAAGCCAGCCCCAAAGGCAACUCCAAGGCCUCCAUUCGACUCUUCCAAACCACGAAGCCGCGACAAGUGCUUCAAAUGCCAAGGAUUUGGGCACAUUGCUUCCCAGUGUCCCAAUAGGCGUACCAUGAUUGUCCUACCAAGCGGAGAUGUCGUAUCUGACGACGAGGACGAGUUCGCCGAGAUGCCUCCAUUGAUUGAAGAAGGCGAAGAUUCCGAGGAGGAAGUUGAGGCCACUACGGAGCAAGUGGGUGUUGCUCUAGUAGCUCGUCGGGCUCUUGCAACCCAAGUCAAGAAGGUGGAUGAGGCCCAACGUGAUAACAUCCUCUACACACGAUGUCACGUCAAGGGAAGAGUAUGUAGCCUCAUUAUUGACGCGGGUAGUUGUACCAACGUGGCAAGUACUCUCAUGGUGGACCAUCUUUCUUUGCCCACAUUGAGACACCCAAACCCAUACCGCUUGCAAUGGCUCAACGAGAGUGGUGAUAUCAAAGUCACCAAGCAAGUGGUGGUGCCUUUCCGGAUUGGGAAAUAUGAGGACCAGGUUCUUUGCGACGUCAUUCCCAUGCAAGCUUCUCAUAUUUUGUUGGGACGGCCAUGGCAAUAUGACAAGAAGACUACGCAUGAUGGCUUCACCAACAAGUAUUCCCUCUUGCACCACAACAAGAAAAUGACACUGGUGCCUCUCACGCCCCAGCAGGUGCAUGAAGACCAACUGCGGUUGCAACAGGAGCAUGAGCGAGAGUUGGUCAAGAAAUCCAAUGACUCUAAAGCAAUCAUUAAAGCACCAGCCAUGAAGACAUCCACACCUAGUACUUCUAAGCAACUGGACAAGCGUCCAAGCUUGCUUGCAAAGAACAGGGAAGUUCGCAAGUUACUUUUAUCCAAGCAAAUUGUUUAUGUCUUAUACUGCAAGGAAGUGAUUCUACUCUCCCAUGAGGCACUGACUGAAUUACCUCCUGAAAUUUCUUCUCUGUUGCAGGAAUUUGAGGACGUUUUCCCAGACGAGAUCCCAAGUGGACUACCCCCACUUAGAGGGAUCGAGCACCAGAUAGACUUCGUCCCUGGAACAGCCUUGCCGAAUAGACCAGCCUACAAGAUGGGCCCUGAAGAGACUAAGGAGAUCCAGAGGCAAGUGGACGAGCUCUUAGAGAAAGGUUGGGCUCAAGAGAGCGUGAGCCCAUGUGCAGUUCCCGUCAUCCUCGUUCCAAAGAAAGAGGGCACUUGGAGGAUGUGUAUGGACUGUCGCGCCGUCAACGCUAUCACAGUUAAGUAUCGUCACCCUAUACCUCGAUUAGAUGAUUUGUUUGACGAAUUGUAUGGUGCAGUCAUAUUCACCAAGAUCGAUCUUAAGAGUGGCUACCAUCAAAUUCGAAUGAAGGAAGGGGACGAGUGGAAGACGGCCUUCAAGACUAAGUAUGGUCUGUAUGAGUGGUUAGUUAUGCCGUUUGGUUUGACUAACGAGCCUAGUACAUUUAUGCGUCUUAUGAAUCAUGUGCUCCGUCCUUUCUUAGGUAAAUUUGUUGUUGUUUAUUUUGACGAUAUUCUGAUCUACAGCAAGAGUCCUGAGGAACAUGUAGCACAUGUACGAGCUGUCCUUGCGGUUUUGCGUCGGGAGAGGUUAUUUGCCAACCUAGGCAAAUGUACUUUCUGCACUAAUGAGCUUGUUUUCCUUGGUUAUAAGGUUAGUGCACAAGGCAUUAGAGUGGACGAGAGCAAGGUCCAAGCCAUCAAUGAGUGA